CAUCCCACUUUUCCCAAAAAUGGGAUACAACUACUUGAAGCUAACUGCCGCUGGGUCUCUUGUACGUUAUAACCCCAGUAUUUUUCGAUUUUUCCGCAAACGCGAUAAGAGACGGGUUUCUUAAAUAGAUAAACCGAAGCAAUCGCGAGAGCAGUACAAGCUUAUCCAUAUUGGUGUGUCUUUCUAGUCGCAUUCUGCCAGAACACGUGGAUUAUGCAACUUCGGUCGCGGUGAUGGCAAGCGAUAAAUCGGUUGAGGGAAAAUAUUUUAUGGAUGUGCAUCCACGACCAUCCAUCAGACGCGCAAACGCGGAAGAAAAAGAUGACUUGAUGAUCAAACCACGUUCUAAUCAAACAUCUAGCAUAUUUCUUGCGAAAAGUUUAAAGGCGGCUCCAUUCCUGGCCUCGGACGCUACGUGUGUCUCUAAAACAGAUCCGCCGGAACUAAAGAAAACAACUUGCUCGCCUCAGAUAAAGACGAGAACGGGCGGGCUGGUCCAAAGGGAGGAGGAAACGUCAACGGUGAAGUUGGGAAUUUCGAGCCAAGGACAUCAUAAAAUGCCAGUGUCGACGAGAUCGCAGGCCCAUGAAUUAAAGAGAGAUGUCACAAACAGCAAGGAAACAAAUGCUGAAAGAAGAAAAACAGAUACUAGCUAUGUGCAGAAGCCAAUACCACAGAUGAAAAUGUGUCAGAAAGACAGUGAAGAUAGCUCAUACAGUUUGGAGGAAGACUCUGAAGAGGAUUCAAAUGAAUUUGCGAAGGGUGAUGCUCAUUGUCAUCGAAUACCAGAUCUUCAGGUAAGGGAAAUUAAAAGCAGAAGAAGAAAUCCAAAUAAAGAAUAUAAUCAAGAAAAAGAAGCUCCACAGACCAUUAUAAAACAAGCUGGUUUUAAACAACAAGAGUUCAGACAGAGUGGCACUUGGAAAGUAAAGGAGGAUGCAGUUACGCAAUCUAACAUCCAAGCGCAAGUAGACAAUUGUAAAAAGUACUUGGCUCUUAUAAUAUGUACAGGAAUUUGCAUUUUGCUUUUCAUGGUAGUUUUGUAUGGAUUGGGUCAAUACGGCUAUCAAAACAAAACACCUGUGACAAAUGGCAAAGACAGCAUUCAUAUUUUUCAAAUGAAGUUUGAAGAAUUGAAGUCGACUUUUACUAACCAGAGAAAUGAACUGUGGAGAAGAACCAAAAUUCUCCUAGAAAAAAAACUUAAAACUUCUGUACAUACUGGACCAGUCAGCAUGAUAUUAACCUCUGGCCAUAAUGCACAGAAGACUCUUCACUGUCUUGCUGACUACCUUGCCAGAGUUUAUUCUUCAAGUUUAAAUGCAAGCUUUUCCCAGAUUGAUGGCUCCAAUAUGUCAUCUUUGGACAGCGAUCAAGUUAAACUUCAAAUAGAUGGAGAUUUAACUAUUGGCUUUGAAAGUAACAAGACCUUUGUAGUUAUUAGAAAUUUGGAAGAGCUUCCUCCAGGUUCAACUUUAAUUUUUUACAAAUACUGUGAUCAUGAAAACGCAGCCUUUAAAUCUGCAGCUCUUAUUUUCACAGUCCUAUUGCAAGAGGACAGCUUAGACCCAGCAAUGACUUUGGACACAGUAGAGGAGAAGGUUAGAGAUUAUCUUCAAGAAAGGUUUCUUACCUUUAACCAGCCCGCAGCAUUUGACCGAAUGGAUAGCGACAAGCUGGGAGGUCUGUGGAGUCGCAUUUCACAUUUGGUUCUUCCUGUUGCUGAGGAGAUGCACAUUGAAAAACAUGGCUGUGAUUUGUAUAACACGAAAUAAAUGCACUUUUCUUGAUCUUUUUUAAAAAAAAAAAAAUAUGCUGUAUAUUUGCAUUGUGUUUUACUGUUAUGUUUUAUAUAACAGAAUAACUCCCCAUUAAAUUUAAGUUCUCAUCUCUACCAGUAAUCAAACAGUAUUUUUGAGUAAUCAUUCUGCACUUAAUACCACAGUUAAAAAGUACAUUUUAAAAAGGAUGAUUUUAAGCUUGUAUGUUUAUACAAAUAAAAGUGAUCAUCAAAUAUGUUGAUAGUCUAUAUUUUAUAUAUUUUGUCAUUAACAGUUAUUAUAACUUUCAACUACACUCAUAUGCUUAAGUAAACCUCAAGUGGAAAAUUAAUUUUCAAAAUUACCAUUACUGGCUGUUUCAGUUUUCUAGUCAUAAUUUAAUAAGCCAUUAUUAUGCUUGUUACCCCCAACUCUGUCAGUAAAUUUAAAAAAUGCCAUUGAUACAAUGUAAAAAGUCAUCAUUAAGCCUGUUACCCCACUGUGACAGUAACAUUUACUAUUAACAAUUUCUUUCUGGAAUUUCCUAUAUUAAUUGCAUAGAUUGUUAAACUUCAUUUAUAAUAAUAGUAAUAAUAAUUCAUUACAUUUAUAUAGUGCUUUUCUCAGUACUCAAAGCGCUAUCCAUAUAAUUUAAUGUCUCUGAAUGUAACAUUGUAUGAAGCACAGUCUGCUACAAAGAGAUUUGUUAAAAAGCAGCCAUAAGAAGUGUGUUUCACUUGCUUUAAUAACGAGACUCAGUGGUGUUCAGUAAACUGACAGUAAAUUUGUCUGUUAUAAUUUGCACGUAAACAUUGUUAGUUUGUAAUCCACAAGUUUUAAUAUUGUGGAUUGACCAUAAUACUUAUUAGUGGUAUAAAGAAAUUUCAGUCUGAAACUGUCUAUAAUUAUGUGAUACAGAUUGCAACUAUUGUUUCCUGCAUCAUAAGUAAUGCAUAAUUUUGAAAAGGUUAUGCCCACAAAGCUUUAGAUUGUGUGAACAGAUUAGAUUAUAUACACCAAAUAAAACAAAGUAAAUUUCAAAUUGAUAAUUGGUAUUUUGGGGCAGUUUACUUCUUUUUGCAAAUUUUACUUUAAAAUCAAUGAAUCUAAUGCUGAUUUUAUGAAGAUAAAUAAAAAUUUUAAUAUAUGGUUA
Erpetoichthys calabaricus (reedfish) is the source of this 2913-nucleotide messenger RNA. RefSeq names its product torsin-1A-interacting protein 2-like. Gene Ontology annotation, cellular component: membrane. NCBI's taxonomy places the organism in Eukaryota, Metazoa, Chordata, Cladistia, Polypteriformes, Polypteridae. Gene Ontology annotation, molecular function: ATPase activator activity. The record is from RefSeq and is a predicted model, not a curated record. The transcript has 7 exons. The coding region runs from base 234 to 1775 and encodes 513 amino acids. Gene Ontology annotation, biological process: membrane organization.